UUGAUAUGUCUUCCGGUGACUGUAAAGUGACGUCAUCGUUGUAUUUUCCUGAGGAUAGGAAAUCUUGAAUGAAACUCAAUACAACCAGUAUUGAAUGAGGAUACAACUUUUGAUAAACCCAGGUUCGUCUUUACAAUGAAUCAGUGAAAUUAUUGAAGACUUUGUUAGCUCAAUAUUUAUAGACUUUUAUCCUCGAUAUCACCAUCAUGAAUAGCCUAUCAUUCAGCGAGUUGUGUGGUUUGUUUUGUUGCCCUCCAUGUCCAUCAAAAAUUGCAGCCAAAUUAGCUUUCCUCCCACCUGAGCCUACAUACUCCCUGAUAGCUGAUGAAGCUGGGACUAAGUACAGCCUGCAUUUGACCGAAAGAGCCGAAUGGCAAUACACACAGCGAGAACUAGACUGUAUAGAAGUGUUCAUGACCAGAACCUCAAAAGGAAACAGGAUAGCUUGCAUGAUGGUCAGAUGUUCCCCCAAUGCUAAAUACACAAUGCUUUUUAGUCAUGGGAAUGCUGUUGAUCUUGGCCAAAUGAGCAGUUUUUAUAUUGGUCUUGGUUCUCGAAUUAACUGUAAUAUUUUUAGCUUUGACUAUUCAGGAUAUGGAAAUAGCUCAGGAAAACCCUCAGAGAAGAAUUUAUAUGCAGACAUUGAUGCUGCAUGGCAAUCCUUGCGCAGCAGAUAUGGCAUAAGUCCUCAAAACGUUAUUUUGUACGGUCAAAGUAUUGGCACAGUACCUACUAUUGACCUGGCUGCAAGAUACGAAGUUGGAGCAGCCAUUCUUCACUCACCUCUGAUGUCAGGAAUGAGAGUGGCAUUUCCAGAAACAAAGAGAACUUGGUUUUUUGAUGCUUUUCCAAGCAUAGACAAAGUGCCCAAAAUCACCUGUCCUGUACUAGUGAUACACGGAACAGAAGAUGAGGUGAUAGACUUUUCCCACGGUCUGGCCAUUUAUGAGAAAUGUCCGCGGGCAGUGGAACCACUAUGGGUGGAAGGGGCGGGCCAUAAUGACGUGGAACUUUACGGACAGUAUUUGGAACGACUCAAACAGUUUAUAAACAUUGAACUUUCUGUCAAUUGACAACUACUGCAACUUAGGGGGGAGGAUAUUAAUGUCGCCGGCGCAGACAACUGUGUUCAGGACCUUUGCGACUCGUUGUCUGCCGUGGUGACGGACACUUACACUUCUGAUGACGGCAAUGCAUUUAAAGUCAGGAAAGGCACUGGAAGAAGAAUGAAGAAACAUAGAGUAAAAAUAAGGGGGGAUAGGGAUAAGAAAACAAAGGAGGAUUUAAGUUCACCUAGCAUAGUCGAUAGUCCAGAGCAGCCUGAUGACCAUAUGGAGGUCAAUAUUCAAGAAAGGAAAAAAGAAAUUGUAAUUCAUUAUGUGAAGGAAACUGCAAUUGAUGAUCUUGCUCAGGCAAAAGAAGUUGUGGACUCGUCUGAACAAGACAAGAAUUCAACUUCUGAAGUCCAAGAAAACUAUGAAGAUGCCAAAGUCAUGAAAGAGUCUGAUUUUCAGCUCAAAGAAUGUCAGAAAAACAAUGGACAACCAAAGAGUGAGUUAGAAUGUCCAUCAGAGUGUGAAGGAAAUCAUGAGUUAGAAUGCCCAUCAGAAAGUUUAGGAAAUCAAGAUCUUACUGAGACUGAGAACUCAACUCCUGCUGAAAACCGUGUGUUCUGUGAUGUUCAUAUACAGAAUGUCACUGUAGAAGUGGCCAUUGAUGUGGACAAGAAGUCUGACGAUGAAAGCGAUAUCAUAGAAUCCACAGAUCUGUAAUGUGAAAUUUGGCAGCAGCUGCAUGUAGCUUAAACCUUCAGCAAUAGAAUAAUUUAAUGGGAUGUAAUGAUGCAACAUGUUUAUCAUGUAGGUGUGUAUAAAAUCUUGUAAGAAUUGAAAAAGAAAUACCAAGAUGUGUGUUUUUUACAAUGUUACUAAUGAUUGUAAAUUUCAUAAGAAAAAUUUAUGGAAAUAUCUUUAUAUGUGGGCAUGCUAAUGUAAUUUAUUUAAAUUUUUGUAUAGUGCACAUAACAUACUAACUCGACACACUUUGUUUUGUUUACUAAGAAGAGUUAUCCUUCUUUAGCUAAAAGUCUGGCUGCCUUUUGUUUACAGAAACAUGUCUUCUAAAUGAUUCAUUUUUGGAGCUCAGACUGAUGCAUUUAUGAUCAAUAGCAGUUGUUCACACUCUUUACUUCCUUUUAAAUUUUGAUAACAAAAGCAAAUGAUAAAGCAAAGCAAAAAUCUUUUAAGAUUUUGGAUACAUUUUGUUAUGUGUAUUAGACUAUAUAUCUAAAUAUAUGAUUGUCUGUUUGUAUUUUGUAUAGCAUACCUGUCAUUGCACGUAUAUUUUUCAGGUGCACUGGUUGAUCUAAAUGACCGACUAGCAUUGUUGAUUUAGGGGUGAAAGAGGUGGUGUAUGAUUGGAGAGUGAAACUCAAUUAGCUUGGGAGGACUUAGAUUUCUGUAAUUAGUCACUGAAAGCUUAAUAAGUAUGUACAUGUAAACAAGUGCUUCACUUGCUUUGUUUUUGACUGUUUACUGUAUGUUUGUGGUACUCAUCAUAACUAUGAGUCCAUUUGGAUUUCUGUGUAUACAAACAUUUUGUGUUGCUCUAUUAUAUAUAUGCAUGUUGAGAUUUAUAAUUUACACAUUGUAUUAUAAUUACUGCAUAAACCUUACCUGAUAGUCUCUGUUUUGAUGCAUAUUUACAAGUCUUUCUCUUACUGUUUUAUUCUGGUAAAUAAUGUAAGACAUAAACAUAUGAUGAUGUACUGUAGUGUAGUGUAACUUGUGCGUUUUCAAAAAAAAAAAGAAGGCGAAACUAAGAAAGAAAAAGAAAAUAGCUUAAUAUUUUUUUUUUCAAUUAUACACGUUUAUUUUAUUUUAGAAGAAUUAGUAAUCGGCAUAAAUGGUGAUAAACAUUGUAUUCAUGGGGUGGCUUUUUGUAGAGAAAUAUCAUAUCCGCAUCAAAUACAGUUUGAUCUCGGACGUCCAAACUAAGUCGUAUAUUGAAUGCAUAAAAUGGUUUUAAUGAAUAGGUACACUUGUUGGUCAUAGUUGAGGGCUCAAGUCAUGUUUAUCUCAACAAUAUUUAGAAGAUUUGAGUUGUCAGACAUGGACAGGUGUCAUGGUUACCACUGUGUUUUGAUUUAUGAUUGGUUACUGCCUAACAAAUCAAAAAUAUCUGCUUUUUAUCACGAACUUUGAUAGCUGCAUGUACAUGAACUUUUUUAUUUCCUGUGUUAAACGUUCUGUACUAACAAAUUCAGUUGACUUGGUAUUAACUUUUCUUUCUGUUUAGAUUGGCUUGAUUUCUUACCACUUUGUACCACAACAUGAAGUCAUGAAAUAUUUUUUUUUUUGGGAUAAAUAUAAUUUGAAUAGAACAUUUGAUACACUUAAAGCUCAAAACUCUUGAUCAGCAGUAUGCCAAUGUAAAGAGACUAUAGACAGAGGACUUUAAUGUUUGUAUUGUUUUCUUCAGAGAAUUAUUAUUAUUUGAUGAUUCAAAUUGUAUCAAAAUUGACCAUUCAUAGACUGCACACCGUUUAAAAUUUAUAAUUAUGUAGGAUCAAACCAUUUUGUACCACUACAUAUACCGGUCCUAGACUAAGUGUUUAAUGCUUCAAGAACAUAUUGAAAAAAAAACCCCAAAACUCACUUCUGCAAAGGAAAACCUCAGAAGAUGACUGUUGAUUAAUUUUGUAUUUUGUCACUUAAAAAGAACAUCAUUCAAGGCUUUUUGAUUAAUUAUGAGGAAAUUAACUGGAGUCCUAGACAAUUUGUAUACGUAAACAAAUAAAUGGGUAAUUUUCAGACUUGCUUUUUUAUUUUAAUAGAUGUGAUUUUCUUUUACCAAAAAUAUUUUUGAAUGUGUGUAAUAUUUCCCAAUUCAAUCAUUUCUGUUCUUUAUACAUGCUCAGCCAUACACCCAUAUUUUAAUUGAUAUGAAUCAAAGUUGUCAUCCUUUGAUCAACUGAAACUUUAUGAAGACAAUCCUUUUGACUGUGAUGGUUUUCCACCGUUUCAGACAAAAGCAUAGCUGGUUCUUUGACAUAGUCUCUCCCUCCUCUCUCUUUCUCUCUCUCGUACAUUGUCAGUAUUUUAAUAUUUAAGUUUUUGUAUGUAUAAACAGUAACAGAAUGACAUGUUCCUUGGCGGGUAAAGAGCUUCAUGUGUUUUAUUUAAGAAGUCUGUAACACUUUUGUUUCCCUUUGUAUAUUGGUAGAUAUUGGUAGCAAUGAAAUAGAACACACAACCUCAUGCUAUGUGACUGGAGAAAUUCAAUGUCUUACAUUUUUUUUAUAAUAAAAAUCAUGGAACAUCAUCUUAAAAA
Molecule: messenger RNA, 4332 nt
Organism: Magallana angulata
Lineage: Eukaryota; Metazoa; Mollusca; Bivalvia; Ostreida; Ostreidae
Product: alpha/beta hydrolase domain-containing protein 17B-like
Exons: 2
Coding region: 207-1073 (288 amino acids)
Biological process (GO): protein depalmitoylation
Cellular component (GO): plasma membrane; endosome membrane
Molecular function (GO): palmitoyl-(protein) hydrolase activity
Source: RefSeq, a predicted model, not a curated record